This is a messenger RNA of Alternaria metachromatica, 1122 nucleotides long. RefSeq lists its product as uncharacterized. The record is from RefSeq and is a predicted model, not a curated record. The transcript is spliced from 2 exons. NCBI's taxonomy places the organism in Eukaryota, Fungi, Ascomycota, Dothideomycetes, Pleosporales, Pleosporaceae. Bases 1 to 1122 code for a protein of 373 amino acids.
AUGUCAACAACAAACGAAGCCAACACUGUUGGAAGACUUUGCCAAGCAGUAGAUCAGUUCCACAAAAACCCGGAAUAUCAGCCUCUGUAUACAAGAGAAGUCAUCAAGUACAACGUCGAGCAGUUCGCCUCGCUGAAGCACAAGGAUGAUACAUGUGUUCUGAAGGGGGCAAGCGGGCUAGAGAAUCGCGGUAUGAAUCUAUUUUACACAUACCCCGAACUUCUAUACGACGGGACGGACGAGAUUUGCUUCUGGACAUACCUCGAAGUUGCUUCUGAGCUCGAUCUGCCGCCAUGGGAAGAAUUGGAGCCACAUCGCCGUCCCUGCUUGACAACCAUGGUUCACGCGAAGAUUUUUAUGUACAUUCGUCCUCUUUCCCUUCGCAGCCUACCCCCAUCACUUCCGCGAACGAAGAAUUUGAGACAUUCAUACGAGAUAUGGACGAAGAGCGAACUUCGGAAAGGAUACGAAAACGGCCUAGCACAUGCGUGGAGCCUCACAUCUCCAGCUGGAAAUGUCGACCAGGUCGUCUGCUUCGGUCUCGGCGCGCUGUUCGACACCGAUAAUGGCGAGGACGACCCAGAUAGACUCUGUCGGACCGACCCGAGACUGAACAAGUACCGUACUUUCCUCGCUUUCGAAACAACCAGGAUGCUGAAUAGGUCCUUCAAAAACAGGGGCGAUGCUCCAGCCCCGAUUAUUUUCCAUGACCCAGAUUACACACAACAAGACCGGAACGGUAUGACAGCAUUCGCAAACUACGUGGGCGUACAGAUAAGCUUCAUGGACAAAUGCGAGGCCCUCCUCAAAGUCGACCAAUACACCCUCGUACUGGCACAUGGCCUACCUCAGUUGCCUAUUCGCUCGCUCAUCGUAGACAUCAUGAACAAGGAGGAAGGGCCAGCGGGCUUCUUCUGCGAAGACAUUCCCUCUCACAUCAAGACCUCCAAAGAUGAGGUGACCUGGUGGGUCGAGCACCAAAGCCACCCUGACCCACCUACAAGGCGUUUGCAUAUCAUGACGGAGAAGUGGGAUAUGGCGGAUGUAUGUCGUAUUCCUUCUUGGCAAGCGACAUUGUACCUGAAGCGUGAGAAUGUCGGGAAGUACAUUAAGACGGAAUGA